This is a messenger RNA of Xenopus laevis (African clawed frog), 2711 nucleotides long. It is a transcript of the gene folh1.L, whose product is annotated as putative N-acetylated-alpha-linked acidic dipeptidase. The coding region runs from base 370 to 2640 and encodes 756 amino acids. Lineage: Eukaryota; Metazoa; Chordata; Amphibia; Anura; Pipidae. The record is from RefSeq and is a predicted model, not a curated record. The transcript has 19 exons.
GAGUGCAGAGCGCCUGUGUACUGGCACAUAUUCAGAACAUGCUUUUUAUAGCACCCCACCCCGUUAUUACAGUGGCAGGGAGCCUACCCGCGUUAUAUUUACAUUUUAAUUCCUCUGCUUUAUAUAGCUUUGGGUUACACGUGGCCAGGCACUGGAAACAUACUUGGAAUAACUUAAACACUUCUGCUGACAAUACAUUAAGAGUCAGCACAGGACUUUGACCUAACAGCCUGGCACAGAGAAAGGCAGAGGGAGGAGGGAUCUGGCUUAAUUAAUUGGAAUUCUUUGGGAAGGAUUUUUACCCUGGGACAUUGCUGCUCACUUUAUUCCCCUUUCCCUGCUCACUGAUUCCUGUGCAACCAAGUGAAAAUGUUGCGACUGCUGAGCAGCGAAGAGCAAGAAACCCAAACGGCAUUUAAAGGUCUGAGCCCUCGGAACCUGCUCACUCUCGCCCUCGGGGCAGUGACUUUCCUCCUUUUUGGAUUCCUUAUAGGAUGGUUUGCCAAACCCAACACAAGUGCCCUUCCAGCCCAAAUACACCAAAAUAUGAAAAAAACCUUCUGGGACGAAAUGAAAGCAGAAAACAUUAAACAUUAUUUACACAAUUUCUCCCAAGUCCCUCAUUUGGCAGGAACAGAAGAGAAUUUACGGCUUGCACAGCAGAUUCAAGCCCAGUGGAAAGAGUACGGUCUGGAUAAAGUAGAACUGGCUCAUUAUGAUAUUCUGUUAUCAUACCCCAACAAGAGCAACCCCAAUUAUAUCUCCAUUGUAGAUGAACAUGGAAGCGAGGUUUACAGUACAUCAUUAUUUGAACCUCCUCCUAGUGGAUAUGAAAAUAUUUCAGAUGUUGUUCCACCAUACAAUGCCUAUUCAGCACCUGGAACUCCUGAGGGGGAGCUGGUAUAUGUCAAUUACGCACGCACGGAGGACUUUCACUAUUUGGAAAGAAAUUUAAAUAUCAGCUGCCAUGGAAAGAUUGUUAUUGCCAGAUAUGGGAAGAUUUUCAGAGGAAAUAAGGUUAGUAAUGCACAGAAAGCUGGUGCCAUUGGCAUUAUCCUCUAUUCUGAUCCAGUGGAUUACUGUGCUCCUGGAGUAGAACCAUAUCCAGAUGGUUGGAACCUUCCAGGUGGUGGAGCCCAACGUGGAAAUGUCCUUAAUCUGAAUGGUGCCGGGGACCCACUGACCCCUGGUUAUCCUGCAAAAGAAUACACAUACCGAUAUGAUGAAAAGGAUGGUGUAGGGCUCCCAAGAAUUCCAGUGCAUCCUAUAGGAUACCACGAUGCAGAGUUCCUACUGCGGUUCAUGGGAGGAAUGCCUCCCCCAGAUCAAAGCUGGAUAGGAGGCCUCAAUGUCUCUUACAAUAUUGGUCCAGGAUAUAAUGAAAGUCACAAGCUACAAAAGGUCAGAAUGAGUAUCCACACCUUCAAUGAAAUACGAAGAGUUUACAAUGUUAUUGGCACCAUUAGAGGAGCUGAGGAGCCAGACAGAUAUGUGAUCCUUGGUGGCCACAGGGAUGCUUGGGUUUUUGGUGGUAUUGACCCACAAAGCGGAGCUGCUGUUGUCAAUGAGAUUGUUAGAAGUGUUGGAAAACUGAAGAAACAAGUUUCCAUAGGCUGGAGGCCACGAAGAACAAUGAUGUUUGCCAGUUGGGAUGCAGAAGAGUUUGGGUUAUUGGGAUCUACAGAAUGGGCAGAGGAAAAUGUAAAAAUAUUACAGGAACGUGCAGUAGCCUAUAUCAAUGCUGACUCCUCCGUGGAAGGGAACUAUACUCUGAGAAUUGACUGCACUCCAUUGAUGUACCAACUGGCCUACCGUUUAACUAAAGAGAUUGACAGUCCAGAUGAGGGAUUUGAAGGAAAGUCGCUCUAUCAAAGUUGGCACCAGAAAGACAACUGGACAGAAUAUAAAGAUUGUCCAAGGAUAAACAAGUUGGGUUCUGGAAACGAUUUUGAAGUAUUUUUCCAGCGAAUUGGCAUUGCGUCUGGCAGAGCUCGUUAUACUAAAAAUAGGAAGGAAGGAAGGUUCAGCGGUUACCCUGUUUAUCACAGUGUUUAUGAGACAUCAGAGAUAGUUGAUAAAUUCUACGACCCCCUGUAUAAGAACCAUUUGGCAGUGGCCAAGGUACGGGGAGGCCUUGUAUUGGAACUGGCAGAUUCCCUGGUGCUUCCUCUUGAUGGUCAAGACUAUGCUGAUGCACUGAAGUAUUAUGCCAGUAUCAUAUUCAAGAUGGCACAGAAACAUCAAGCAAAGCUUCUGGAGUACAACGUAUCUUUUGAACCUCUGUUUUCUGCAGCUGCAAAUUUUACAGAAAGUGUCAAGUUGUUUAACAUGAGAUUGGCACAACUGGAUUUGUCCAACCCCAUAGCAGUCAGGUCUGUGAAUGAUCAGCUGAUGUAUCUGGAACGAGCUUUUAUUGAUCCACUUGGGUUACCAGGGAGACCAUUUUAUAGGCACAUCAUAUUCGCUCCGAGCAGCCACAACAAGUACGCGGGCGAGUCCUUCCCGGGGAUAUACGACGCCUUGUUCGACAUCGAGAACAAACCGGAUGAGAUUGCGGCAUGGGAGGAAGUCAAGAGACAGAUCUCAAUCGCUGCCUUUACUGUGCAGGCGGCUGGAGAGACGUUAAAGGAGCCCGCGUAGAUACGAUAUAUAUAUUUUUGCCUGGAAAUUGCCAAAUUUUUAUUAAAAUGAUUGUACAGGACUGUAAAUUA